GAAAAACACUUCGAAACACACGACUACCUGGGACAACGGGAGAGGCUUCGUGGCGAGGCAGAUCUGCCACCUGUGCUGCGAGAAAGCACCGGCUUGCUCAUAUAUAUCGUCAGGAUGUCUCACUUUCUGCUGGAGCAGCUGCGCCAGGCGCAUGAGGACGUCGAGGUGCGCAAGACAUGAUGACAACACACAGACAGACAGACAGACAGACAGACAGAGGUGUGCAACGUGCUGCAUCAGUCAAUUCACUGUGUUUGUUGUCCGCCUCCCUCGUGCCGCCUGCAGACGAUAGAGAAGGCCGUGGCGAAGCUGCUGGCCGAGAAGGCCAAGCACCCCAAGCACGCCGUCAAGUACGAGCACGCCAUCCGCAACCUCCUCGACUCGCUCCGGGGCAAGAGCCAGACCGCCCUCGACAUCUACGCCGACAAAGACGGGCUGCGCAGGGACGAGAUUCAGAUGCUCGGCGGCACCCGCCCGGCCACACAGGACGGCAUCCCCGAUGUGUUUGUCAACUUCGACCAGCAGGUGCAGGUCAUCAAGGACUACCACCGGAAGUUCGCCCAGCAGAAUGUGCUGCCCGAGAUCAGGGACGACGCUUUCUUCCUCAACCAGGCGGUCGCCCAGGCGCAGGACAAGCUGGAGGCCAUCUUUUCUGGCGACGAGAAGACGGGCAAGAGGGUGGACCUGCACCCUUACUACGUCAUGUACGUCAACCUCAAGAAGCUCAAGGCGCACAGGGUGUCUGAGCACAGGAAAGAGGCGCGGGUCCGCCUGGAGAAGAAGAAGAGGGCCCAUGCUGCUGAGGCCGGUGAGGGUGAGCAGGAGGCGCAUGUGGACGACAGCGAGCUGCCUGAGUUCCAAGAGAUCGACUACAUCCAGUACCUGCAGACGUUCGACCGGUUCGCACACGCGCGCAGACACACACAGAGAGAAAAAGAGCGUCCCCCUCCCUCCUCAGCACACACACACACACACACACACACAUAUAUAUAUAUAUAUAUUCCUCUCUGCUGGGCUGAAUGUCAUAAUUCGGUCAGGUUUCACGAGAUCCCCCGGCACUGCAAGUACCGUGACGCCCAGUACGAGCAGUAUCUGCGGGAGCUCAUCGGCUACCUCCGCACCUUCUUCGAGAAACAAAACCCCAUCGUCGACAUGCAAAAGGUCUCACACACACGCACACACAACCGACACACACACAUAUGAAUGCGCUCAUGCCCUCCUCCCUCCCUCCCUGCGUGUGUUAAUGUUGGCGUCUGUGUGUCAGAUUGACCGUCAGUUUGCGUCGGACUUCGACGCUAGGUGGUGGAGCCGGCUGGUGCCCGGCUGGGAGCAGAGCACCUUCGACGACCCCCUCUACGCCAUACCCUCCGACUACCUCUUCGCCAGCGAGGCCACCAAGGCCUCACACGAGAAGGUAAGGUACCCAGCGGGACGGCCGCUGACUGACCACACGGAGAGGGCAACGCAACGCUCCUUCCCAUCUAUGUGUCUGUCUGUCUGUCUGUCUGUUGGGUCAUACUAGGGCAAGAAGUACCGUAAGAAUGCUGAGGUGUUCGCGCGCAAGACGGUGGAUGAGCGGAGGGCCCUCGAGGAUGCCUCCCGUGACCACGACAAGACGCUGGCCGAGCUCGAGGUGACGGUGCAGCGCUUCCAGGAGCUCCUCGGCGACACUAUACAGGUGGGCAGCCUAUGUGUGUGUGGGGAUGGAUGGAUGGAUGGAUGGAGGGGCGGAGAAUGGGCGCAGGAAAAGUGUGUGUGUGUGUGUGUGUGUAUUGUCCUCUCGUUCUUGGUAUGUGCGUGUCAGGCGACGAUUCAGUACAUUCAGAAGAAGCAGUCGCGCACCGCCGAGGAGCUCGACGAGGAGGAAGAAGAGGAAGAAGGUACACACACGAUUGAUGCCAUAGAUACCAACCACAUCAAUCACACUGACCACACUGAUGUUUGUGUGUGCGGAUGGAUGGCUGGAUGGAUGUGUUGUCUGUCUGUCUGUCUGUCAGAGGAGGUGCCCGAGAUAGAGGAGGAGGAAGAGGAGGGCUCAGACGCAGAGAAACCCAUCUACAACCCUCUCAACCUACCACUCGGUAAGUAACUUACCUCCACACACCUAAACCGUCCCCACCACAGCCCCAACAUACACACCCCGCCCCGCCACGUAUCUCUGUGUCCACCACUAAACAAAUAGGUUGGGACGGUAAGCCGAUCCCUUAUUGGCUUUACAAGCUGCACGGCCUGGGCAUCGAGUACAAGUGUGAGAUCUGCGGCAACUACUCCUACUGGGGCCGCCGGGCCUUCGAGCGCCACUUCCAGGAGUGGCGCCACGCCUUCGGCAUGCGCUGCCUCAAGAUACCCAACACCAGCCACUUCAAGGAGAUCACACGCAUCGAGGACGCUCUCACCCUGUAUGAGAAACUCAAAAAGGAGGCCGAGGUCAAGGUGAGUGAGAAGAGCAUCGAGGGGGGUGGGUGGCGGGUUGGGUUAAUGCAUUGGAUUGGAUCUAAGUGAUCUGUGCGUGUGUGUGUGUGUGUUCAGGCGUUUCGUCAGGACAACGAGAUGGAGAUGGAGGACGACCAGGGGAACGUCAUGAGCGUCAAGGCCUACCAAGAUCUCUCCAGGCAGGGACUCCUGUAGCCUUAAGUACUGACUGACUGAGGAAGGGAGGGUGCUUCCCACCCUGACUGCCAUGGCCAUGCCCUCACUCAUAGAUGCGAUGGUGCAGUGAGACUCUUAAUUGCAUAAAUGCGAUUGAUCAAUCCUUCAGUGAGGGC
Molecule: messenger RNA, 2765 nt
Organism: Vitrella brassicaformis
Lineage: Eukaryota; Vitrellaceae
Source: the annotation of a GenBank genome assembly